Molecule: messenger RNA, 345 nt
Organism: Camellia sinensis
Lineage: Eukaryota; Viridiplantae; Streptophyta; Magnoliopsida; Ericales; Theaceae
Source: RefSeq, a predicted model, not a curated record
AUGGUUACUCGUCAUGAUCUUGCCUAUGUUGUUCAUGUGGUUAGCCAGUUCAUCUCUGCUCUUCACUCUACACAUUGGGCUGCUUCGGUUCGGAUCCUUUGCUAUCUUUGGGGUACUAUAUUUCAGGGCUUACUGUUGUCUUCUACUUCCUCUUUGGACUUAGUGGCCUAUGUUGAUUCUAAUUGGGUUGGUGAUGUUACUGAUCGCAAGUCUAUUUCUGGUUUCUAUAUGUUUCUCGACAAUUCCUUGAUCUCUUGGAAAAGCAAGAAACAAACUAUUAUUACUCGCUCUACUGCCGAAACUGAGUACCGUAUUAUGGCUCAUGCUACUGCUGAGAUUGUCUGA